Molecule: messenger RNA, 1319 nt
Organism: Amorphotheca resinae ATCC 22711
Lineage: Eukaryota; Fungi; Ascomycota; Leotiomycetes; Helotiales; Amorphothecaceae
Exons: 3
Coding region: 270-1307 (345 amino acids)
Cellular component (GO): mitochondrion
Molecular function (GO): (S)-2-hydroxyglutarate dehydrogenase activity; (S)-2-hydroxy-acid oxidase activity
Source: RefSeq, a predicted model, not a curated record
CAACUCCAUACCAUAAUCCUAAUACUUUGCGUCUUGUGCAGAACAUUUGAAUGUGGCUUCCAGCACAGCGACCAUGUUCUCACGCACACUGCGCGGUCAGUUGAGGCUUAGGGCGCGGCGCGGCUUCGCGACGACCGCCAUCCGCGAGGCGGACUUUACUCACCGACCAGGUAAUCGGCGCCGGCGCCGUAGGGUUAGCUAUCGCUCGACAACUCGCAGCCAGAGAGGGCACCAGCACCGUGCUCAUUGAGAGGAAUGGCGCCGUGGGGAUGGAGACCAGCUCCCGGAAUUCAGAAGUGAUCCACGCAGGUCUCUACUAUGGCGCCGACUCGCUCAAGACCAAACUCUGCAUCCGCGGCCGCCAGCUGCUCUACGCGCUCUGCGAGAAAUACCACAUCCCCUACCGCAACACCGGCAAAUGGAUCGUAGCCCAGAACGAGGCCCAGCUCGCCGAGCUCGUCAAAGUGCACGACUUCACGCGCACGCUCGACGACGUCCCGACACACUUCGUGCCCCUGGACGUCGCCGCCCGGGAGGAACCCGACGUGCGCGCGCGCGCCGGCAUCCUCGCCAGCCCCACGACCGGCAUCGUCGAUUCGCACGCCUACAUGCAAUACCUGCUCGGGUCCUUCGAAGACCUCGGUGGUGACCUCGCCUUACACUCACCCGUAGUUUCCAUCCGCGCGCUGGGCAGCAGCUCCUCCUCCCCUCUAGGCUCCCAAGGCUGGGAGAUCACCACGCGCGAUCAGAACACCGGCGAGCUCACCGUCUUCACAUCCGAGACGCUGAUCAAUUCCGCGGGUCUCGGCGCUGCUACUAUCAAUAACAUGAUCCUGCCGCCCGCCCGCCAUCGCGAGCUCGCAUACGCCAAGGGCAAUUACUUCUCCUACGCGCCCUCGACGCCGCGCACCUCGCGACUCAUCUAUCCCGCCCCCGAACCCGGACACGCAGGACUCGGCACGCACCUCACUCUGGACCUCUCAGGCCGGAUCCGAUUCGGACCCGACGUAGAAUGGGUAUCCUCCCCGGACUUGCUCUCCGUGUCCUCCGCCCAGCUCCCCGCCGCCAUCACAGCGAUCCGCGAAUACCUCCCAGGAAUCAAGGAAGAAGCCAUCACGCCGGAUUACGCAGGCAUAAGACCUAAACUUGGAAGGGGCGCUGUCGGUCAGGGGAAGGGCUUUGUGGAUUUUUGGAUUAGGAUGGAGGAGGGAACGCAGGGGUUUGUGAAUCUUUUGGGCGUGGAGAGUCCCGGCUUGACGAGUAGUCUGGCGAUUGGGGAGAUGGUGGAGGGGUUGUUGUAUAAGUAGUGUGUUUGGGGG